Molecule: messenger RNA, 2971 nt
Organism: Colletes gigas
Lineage: Eukaryota; Metazoa; Arthropoda; Insecta; Hymenoptera; Colletidae
Gene: Gycalpha99B
Product: head-specific guanylate cyclase
Exons: 11
Coding region: 699-2798 (699 amino acids)
Biological process (GO): response to oxygen levels; cGMP biosynthetic process
Cellular component (GO): guanylate cyclase complex, soluble
Molecular function (GO): guanylate cyclase activity; heme binding
Source: RefSeq, a predicted model, not a curated record
UUGACCGAUCCUGCACGACAAUAUCGGAAACGCGCGCGAACGAUCGCCGUUCACCGAGUACCUGGCGUACCGAUUGAUCGGCGAACGACAGCGACGGCAGUCGACGUUUCGCGCGGCUAAAAAGUAAACGAACGAAAGCGAGAGGGAAACCCCGCGGGGGUGGUUGUUUUUGAAGUGCAGCUUCGCCAGACAGAGAGAGUGACCAACCGACGGGGACGGGACGAGCGCGAGUCAGGGGCCAAGCGUUUAACCGCGUACACCCCGAGGAGGAUCGACGAGGACGCCGGGUGGUAAGCGCUGAUUGCAUUGCGGUGGCACGAACAGCGAUAAGCGCGCGCCAGUAAUAAGUGAAAUGAUAGCGUCGUUAGCCGUGGCCCGGAGCACGAGGGCUGAUGGUAGCCGCGGCAGGUGUCCGGUCCGGCGCGUGCUGUGAGGCAACGAUGCAAGAGGAUCGCCCGACACCGGGCAAAAACAGGACAGAGAGAAGCGAACGAACGCGCACACAUCGCUAGAUCCCCCAGCAGUAAACGGGCUGGGAAAAACAGAGAGGGACAGAGGAGCUCUCUGUGUCAACCGUACAGCUGAUCGCUGAUAAACAUGAGACUGCCGUAAACGCGAGGCGCCGCGCCGUUCCUCGUUAGUGCUUUGGAUCGCCGGUUCCCGCCAGCCUCUGACCUCUGAGAAACGCUGAUAGCAAAAUGGCAUGUCCUUUUUCACGGGAACGCUUCAAAGCCGAAUGCGACGAAGGAAGUGGCACCCAGGGCAACAGCCGGAGGAUCGCCAGGUUCGGACGGGACGACGGCGGCAAGUUCAGGCAAGCGUCCUUCGACGUCACGUCGUUGAUGAUGCGAGAGGAGAUCGAGGACCCCGAGGACACGCAGACGCUCAACCUGAAGCAUCUCAGAGCUGCCGUUCUCGUGCUGACCAAUCCAUCGAACGAGGUGGUUGCCGUGGCUCUGGGGGCCCUUUUGGUCAAAGGCGAGGAGCAGCUUUUAUUCGCGAGGUCUCUCGAGAAACUCCUGUACAACGUCGAUGCCGAGGAGAACUAUAACUUACUGGAGGACAUUUACGAGACGUUAAAUUAUCACUGCGACAUAGACGUGAGCACGUUUUUCGAUCGCCUCGGCCAGGAGCUGAUCUAUACCGCUUGCGUUGGUCUUCUCGAACGAGCGUUCCGUUGCCUCGGGAACGAUCUGACAGCCUUCCUGACCACACUCGACGGCGUAAACGACGUUGUACAACACCAGUCCGGAUCAGAAGCGGAGGCAGAGUUCGUGUGCAUCGCUACGCCGGAAGCGAUAGAACUGCACUUUACAACCGACCACCCGUCAGUCGCCCAUUUGCUGGUUGGCAGCUUGAAGGGCAUCGCCAGGCAGUUUUAUAACGACAAUGCGAACGUUUACAUUCAACCUGACCCUUAUAAUACGAAAUUUUUUAGGUAUUGUAUCAUCCCAGAACGUUACAGCGGUCAUUUAUUAGUCGAUUCGGAGAUCGACAACCUCGACACGGUCGCGACUCCUUUCCGUCCACUCUCAACAGAGGCCUCGGACCUUCGCAUGGGUGUCGGAAGUUUCUGCAAAGCGUUCCCAUGGCACUUUGUCGUCGAUCGGCAAUUCGAGCUCGUGCAGCUAGGGGUCGGAUACAUGAGGAUCUUCGGCCAUCAUCUGAACCGAUUGGGGAGAGAAAUAUCGACGUACUUCGUUUUCACACGACCACGCGGGGUUACUCUGACCUUCCACGAGAUACUGAAGCGCGCGAACACGCCUUUUGUGCUGACCCUACAGAGACCGCAGGGCGUCGAUAAAUACCCCGCCGAGGGCUUAGAGAUGAAAGGUCAAAUGAUCCAUUGUCCCGAAUCGGAUUCCAUCCUAUUCGUGAGCUCGCCAUUCCUGAACGGUCUGGAAGGGCUGACUGGCAGAGGACUUUUUAUAUCCGAUAUUCCAUUACACGACGCUACGAGAGACGUGAUAUUAGUGGGAGAACAAGCCAGAGCCCAGGAUGGUCUAAGGAGGCGAAUGGACAAACUAAAAAGCUCCAUAGAGGAAGCAAACCUCGCCGUGUCCGCAGAACGAGAAAAGAAUGUCAGCUUGCUUCAUCUUAUAUUCCCUCCAGAUAUAGCAAAACGCUUGUGGCUGGGAGAAAGUAUCGAGGCGAAAACCUACCCUGAAGUGACGAUGCUUUUCAGCGACAUCGUCGGCUUCACGGAGAUUUGCUCCACCGCGACACCGAUGAUGGUCAUCAACAUGCUUCAAAAUCUUUACGAACAAUUCGACUCGUUCUGCGGUCAAUUGGACGUUUACAAGGUGGAAACAAUCGGAGAUGCCUAUUGUGUUGCGUGUGGCCUACAUCGCGAUACCUACACGCAUGCACAACAGAUUGCAUGGAUGGCCCUGAAGAUGAUACAAGCAUGCUCGAAUCAUUUGACUCACAAGGGUAAACCAAUAAGGAUGCGCAUCGGCAUUCAUACUGGAAUGGUGCUGGCAGGGGUUGUUGGAAAGAAGAUGCCGAGGUACUGUCUUUUCGGGCACAAUGUUACUUUAGCGAACAAAUUCGAAUCCUUGAGCGAACCACUUCGUAUCCACGUUAGCCCGACGACACACGUUCUAUUGAAAUACCCGGAAUCAGGAUUCGACCUGGAACCACGAAGCAAAGAGUUACCGAAGGAAUUUUCAGCUAACAUAGAAGGACCCUCGUAUUUUCUCAACGAUUACAAGCACAAGAACGUCGAUGUAAACCUUCCGUUGGAUCUUCACAUACAAAACGCGACCAGAGAAUGGGGACUCGGCGCCAGCAUGUAGAUAUUCGAUACAAAACUAUCCCGACGAGUCGUUCGUGAAUUGUCGCUGUACCAAUUGCUACUGUCCGUAAUCACAAUAAUUUCGGCAACAUCUAUGAAUUCACAAAACCGGCACCGUGUAACGACGCUAAUUCUACCAGCCUGGCGGCGGCCCGCGAGCCGAUAAUAUUUAUA